UUCCUGUUCUCGCGGGAGCUAGAGGCGGGACUGCCACGUCCGAGCAAACUUGGAAAGGAGAGGAUCCCGGAGCUGGUGAGAAUUCCCCGCUUUUCCCUAUCGUCCUUUCCAGGCUUUUUUCCCCCACCUCGUCAUAGAGACGAGGUCCCAGAGAGUCUGUAAGGUGGAUGAUCAAAGCUUAGAGCCGUGUCCCCGGGGGCCCUACAUCCGGGAGGAGGUUCGGAAUAAAAAGAACGAGUCUUGGGAACAAUGCGGGUGGGGGCAGAAUGGAAUGGGGGAGCGGCUCUUAGAAGUGGACGGAGGGCGCGAGCGGAGUAACGUGGACCUCGCAUAGGUAUAGAGUUGAUCAAGUGGAGUCACUGUUUCUGUCCCUCUGGUCAGCAUGAUGGCCAGAGGCCUGGGGGCCCCCCACUGGGUGGCCGUGGGACUGCUGACCUGGGCGGCCUUGGGGCUGCUAGUGGCCGGACACGGGGGUCAUGGUGACCUGCACGAGGACCUGCACGAGGACUUCCAUGGCCACAGCCACUCACAUGAGGAUUUCCACCAUGGACACAGCCACGCCCACGGCCAUGGUCACACUCAUGAGAGCAUCUGGCAUGGGCAUACCCACGGUCAUGGCCAUGGACAUUCACAUGAGGAUUUGCAUCAUGACCAUAGCCAUGGCCACUCCCAUGAGAACCUCUACCACAGAGGACAUGGACAUGACCAUGAGCACAGCCAUGGAGGCUCUGGGGAGGUUCCAGGCAUCAAGCAGGACCUGGACACUGUCACUCUCUGGGCUUAUGCACUGGGGGCCACAGUGCUGAUCUCUGCAGCUCCAUUUUUCGUCCUCUUCCUUAUCCCUGUGGAGUCAAACUCCCCACGGCACCGCUCUCUGCUCCAGAUCUUGCUCAGUUUUGCUUCUGGUGGGCUCCUGGGAGAUGCCUUCCUGCACCUCAUUCCUCAUGCCUUGGAGCCUCAUUCUCACCAUCUUCAGGACCAGCCGGGACAUGGACACUCCCACAGUGGCCAGGGCCCUAUUCUGUCUGUGGGACUGUGGGUCCUCAGUGGAAUUGUCGCCUUUCUUGUGGUGGAGAAAUUUGUGAGACACGUGAAAGGAGGACACGGACACAGUCAUGGACACAGUCACACACACGGAAGUCAUGGACAUGGAACACAGGAGCAUUCUUCAAAGGAGAAACAGAAUUCAGAGGAAGAAGAAAAGGGAGCAGGGGGGUUGAGGAAGCGGAGAGGAGGGGGCACAGGGCCCAAAGAUGGGCCAGUGAGACCUCAGAAUCCUGAAGAGGAAAAAACAGGUUCAGACCUACGUGUAUCAGGGUACUUGAAUCUGGCUGCUGACUUGGCACACAACUUCACAGAUGGUCUGGCCAUUGGUGCUUCAUUUCGAGGGGGUUGGGGAUUAGGGAUCCUGACCACAAUGACUGUCCUGCUACAUGAAGUGCCCCAUGAAGUUGGGGACUUUGCCAUCUUGGUCCAGUCUGGCUGCAGCAAAAAGCAGGCAAUGUGUCUGCAACUACUGACGUCAAUAGGGGCACUGGCAGGCACAGCCUGUGCCCUCCUAACUGAAGGAGGGGCAGUGAGCAGUGAAGUUGCAGGUGGCACAGGUCCUGGCUGGAUUCUGCCAUUCACUGCAGGUGGCUUUAUCUACGUAGCAACAGUGUCUGUGUUGCCUGAGCUGUUGAGGGAGGCGUCACCAUUGCAGUCACUUCUGGAGGUGCUGGGGCUGCUGGGAGGAGUUGUCAUGAUGGUGCUGAUUGCCCACCUCGAGUGAGAGGUGGGAUAAACUGCCCCAACCCCAAACUUCUAGCCUCUAAGCCCUUUGGGUCUGGGGUCUGUAGAGUUUGGGGGCCCUGGCCAGACACAUCUGCCAAAGGAAGGAGUUGUAUCCUAAGGAAGUGGUGGCUUUGGCAUGAGGGUAGCAAGGUUUGACAGUCUUAUAGGGGCUGUAGGGAUGAGAAUGAGAGGCCAGAGGGACCAUAAUGUUGGGCAUGUGCUGACCAUGUUGUAGGGUAUUGGGGGCUAAAUGGCGCCGUGUAGAAGGCUGGGAGAGACCAGUGAUGGCAGCCUACCCUAGUCUCCUAUCCCAUCUGUUCUCAGAGAACCAAGCUGCCACACAGGUUUCUCCAAGGUCCUCCUCGGUCCCUCCCACCUGCUGGAGGAGGCCUCAGGGAGGAGGAGAGCCCUGGGCAGAGGGGGCAGCAGGAGUCGGGAUAAACAUCUAUUAAACAUCAAUCGUGUAUCGUGAUUUGGAGGGUUGGGAGGGGCUUUAGUUGCUAAUCUCAUGGCCUGAUUUUUAUUUUGUUUCUAAAUUUUUUUAUAUCGCUGUUUGAAUCGAGGGCGUGGGGUGGUGACCGGAAAUAAAGUCCUCGGAUCUUCCGC
Molossus molossus (Pallas's mastiff bat) is the source of this 2379-nucleotide messenger RNA. It is a transcript of the gene SLC39A7, whose product is annotated as solute carrier family 39 member 7. The record is from RefSeq and is a predicted model, not a curated record. The coding region runs from base 383 to 1771 and encodes 462 amino acids. Gene Ontology annotation, cellular component: membrane. Gene Ontology annotation, molecular function: zinc ion transmembrane transporter activity. Gene Ontology annotation, biological process: zinc ion transmembrane transport; intracellular zinc ion homeostasis. The transcript has 7 exons. Lineage: Eukaryota; Metazoa; Chordata; Mammalia; Chiroptera; Molossidae.